CCGCAUUCAGCAUUACUUAGCGCCUCAGGAAUUCAUACGCAAGACUCGUGGCCACGGAAGGCCAGUCUGGCGGACACGUCGGGUUGAACGGGCUCUGCCCGCAGCUCUCCCAAAAUGCCGAAAGGUGAUAAUGACAAGGCGGUCAACAGAUCGAGAUGGGCUACUCGGAAACUCACUGUUAAGAGCAGUGGUCUUAAGAGGCUAUCCCUCAAAGACAGGAUACAACAUAAGCGAACUGGCUCGAUAGAGAAGAAACGUCAUUCGGGCGGCAGUCAGUCUACGAGUGACGAUCAUGCUACAUACGACAGCGCGUCUGCAACCGAGCAGAAUGAACCAGGCGAUUCGAAGAGUACCGUGUCUGCUGAGGAGGAAGAUGAUGGGGGGAGGAUAGUGUACUUCAAUCUGGCUUUGCCUGACGAGCUGAAAGAUGAUGAAGGCAACCCCAUUCGUUCAUAUGCUCGAAACAAGAUUCGGACGGCCAAGUAUACACCGUUGUCUUUCAUCCCUAAGAACCUAUGGUUCCAAUUCCACAACAUUGCCAACAUUUUCUUCCUUUUCAUGGUGAUUCUUAUUAUCUUUCCUAUUUUCGGAGGUACUAAUCCAGGACUUAAUGCUGUACCUUUGAUAUUUAUCCUUGCCGUGACGGCUAUCAAGGACGCGAUCGAAGAUUAUCGCAGGACGAUUCUUGACAACGAAUUAAAUAACGCACCCGUGCACCGUCUUGUAGGGUGGAACAAUGUCAAUGUUACAGAAGAUAAUGUUUCGCUAUGGCGGAGGAUCAAGAAGGCUACUUCGAGAUCUCUCGCAACGUUUUGGCGUGCGGUGAAGAGCUUAUGGAAGAAGGACGAAACAAAGGGAAUGUUGGAAAAUUCAUCAGAUCCGCGUCCCUCUGUCGAAACCAAGGCGACGCGUCGCGAUUCUACCAUGCUAUCUCCUCACACUGACAGAACGUCAUUCAUGUCUGCGUACGAAGACAUUCAGAUGACACCAGUCACGUCCCCUCUUCCUCCCCAGACGCCCAAGAAAGAUUUAAUGGAAAUCCCGGAACGGCCGACAUCUGAAAGAUCGCAUACUCCAAAUGAGCCGGAGACGCUAGCUCGAAUAAAAGGAGACCUUAUCAACUACGAUGUGAAACCUGGCCAGGCCCGGUUUCACAAAGAUCACUGGAAAAAUCUACAGGUUGGCGAUUUUGUGCGACUUUAUAAUGAUGAUGAGCUUCCUGCAGAUAUCAUCGUUCUUGCUACUUCCGAUUCAGACGGUGCAUGUUAUGUGGAAACCAAGAAUCUGGAUGGAGAAACAAAUUUGAAAGUUCGUCAAGCACUCCGUUGCGGACGAACUUUGAAGCAUGCGAGGGACUGCGAGCGCGCCCAAUUCUUUAUCGAGAGCGAACCACCCCAACCUAACCUCUACAAGUAUAAUGGUGCCAUCAAGUGGAAACAAAUGAUGGCAGAUGGUCCCAGAGAAAUGUCGGAGCCGAUAUCCAUAGAUAAUAUGCUCCUCAGAGGGUGCAACUUGAGGAAUACUGAAUGGGUUCUCGGCAUCGUUAUGUUUACAGGUCACGAUACGAAAAUCAUGAUGAAUGCAGGUGUCACGCCAAGUAAACGUGCCCGCAUCGCCCGGGAGCUAAAUUUCAACGUUAUCUGUAACUUCGGUAUUCUCGGCGCAUUGUGUCUUCUGUGUGCCAUCGUCAAUGGAGUCUCGUGGGGCAAAAGCGACGCUUCCACCGCUUGGUUUGACUACGGUUCCGUCGGUGGUACUCCUGGUAUGACCGGGUUUAUCACAUUCUGGGCCGCGCUUAUUGUCUUCCAAAACUUCGUUCCGAUCUCUCUUUAUAUCUCACUCGAAAUUGUGCGUACGCUGCAGGCUAUCUUCAUAUAUAGCGAUGUUGAGAUGUACUAUGAGAAAAUCGAUUAUCCAUGUGUACCAAAAUCAUGGAACAUAUCCGAUGAUUUAGGUCAGAUCGAAUAUAUCUUCUCAGACAAGACAGGAACUCUCACCCAAAACGUCAUGGAAUUCAAAAAGGCUACUAUCAAUGGCCAGCCGUACGGAGAAGCGUAUACUGAGGCCCAGGCAGGCAUGCAGAAGCGUUUGGGUAUUGAUGUGGUAAAAGAAGCUGCCAGGGCCAGAGCACAGAUCGCCGCCGGAAAAGCCCACGCGGUGGAAGGACUUCGAAAAAUACACGACAAUCCAUAUCUUCACGAAGAAGAUAUGACGUUCAUUGCUCCGGAUUUUGUUGAUGAUUUACGAGGCGAGUCCGGCGAGGAGCAAAAAGAAGCCAAUGCGCACUUUAUGCUCGCAUUAGCACUUUGUCAUACUGUUAUAGCAGAUCAUAUUCCCGGCGACCCUCCUAAGAUUGAGUACAAAGCUCAAUCGCCGGACGAAGCAGCACUCGUAGCAACUGCUCGUGAUAUGGGAUUCACUGUUCUCGGACAUACAGCGGACGGUAUCAGAGUGAAUGUUAUGGGCGAAGAAAUACACUACCAAAUCCUCAACACAAUCGAAUUCAACUCCAGCCGAAAACGAAUGAGCGCUAUCGUGAAGAUGCCCGAUGGUCGUAUCAUUCUAUUCUGCAAGGGUGCGGAUAGUAUCAUAUACUCACGCCUGAAGCGUGGUGAGCAAGCAGAGCUUCGGAAAACCACUGCUGAGCACCUUGAAAUGUUUGCUCGAGAAGGUCUACGAACCCUAUGCAUAGCCGAGCGUGUACUUUCUGAGCAAGAAUAUCUCGAGUGGCGUAAGGAGCAUGACAAGGCCUCCACCGCGAUGCACGAUCGAGAAGAGAAGUUAGAGGAAGUUGCCGACAAGAUUGAGCAAGAAUUAACUCUCCUGGGAGGAACGGCAAUCGAAGAUCGUCUUCAAGACGGUGUACCUGACGCGAUCGAAUUACUCGGCCGAGCAGGAAUUAAGCUAUGGGUACUCACCGGAGACAAAGUCGAAACUGCUAUCAACAUUGGUUUCUCGUGCAAUCUACUGAAUAACGACAUGGAACUUAUUAAUCUUAAAGUGGAAGAGGAUGAAACUGGUUCGACACCUGAUGAUCUGUUCGUAAACGAAAUUGGACGAGAGCUAGACGCGAAGCUCAAGAUGUUUGGUAUCACCGGUGACGACGAAGACUUGGCCCGCGCCAGGAAGAAUCACGAACCGCCAGCGCCAACCCACGCUCUUGUGAUCGACGGAUUCACUUUGAGGUGGGUGCUCGAUGACAGCUUGAAGCAAAAGUUUCUCCUUCUCUGCAAGCAGUGUGCUUCUGUUCUGUGCUGUCGUGUCAGCCCUGCGCAGAAGGCUGCCGUUGUAUCCAUGGUCAAGAACGGUCUUGAUGUUAUGACGCUCUCCAUCGGGGAUGGUGCCAACGAUGUCGCGAUGAUUCAAGAAGCGGACGUCGGUGUAGGUAUCGCCGGUGUUGAAGGUCGCCAAGCCGUCAUGUCUGCCGAUUAUGCCAUUGGUCAGUUCCGGUUUCUCGAACGAUUAGUUUUGAUUCAUGGCCGCUGGUCCUACAGGAGGAUGGCGGAAGCAAUCGCCAACUUCUUCUACAAGAACAUGGUUUGGACCUUGUGUAUUCUUUGGUUUCAGUGUUUCUGCAACUUCGACAUCACAUAUGUCUUCGAGUACACUUAUAUCCUUCUGUUCAACCUUAUCUUCACCUCCGUGCCCCCCAUUGUCAUUGGUGUCCUCGACCAGGAUGUGUCCGAUAAAGUCUCGUUAGCUGUUCCUCAGCUAUAUCGACGUGGCAUUGAACGGCUUGAAUGGACCCAGCACAAGUUUUGGUUUUACAUGUUGGAUGGUUUAUACCAAAGUGUAAUAUGCUUUUUCGUUCCAUACUUAACCUUCGCAUCUACCUCGGCCGUUACCGGAAAUGGACUUGAUGUGAUGGAUCGGUAUCGAUUCGGCGUCUACAUUGCGCAUCCGUGUAUCAUUACAAUCAAUCUUUACAUCCUCAUCAACACAUACCGAUGGGAUUGGCUUACGCUCCUCAUUAUUGUUCUCAGCGACCUGGUUGUCUUCUUUUGGACCGGUGUUUAUACAUCGUCAACGUUUGCUGGUACGCUUUAUGAGGGAGCUCCCCAGAUUUACGGCGAAGUUUCGUUCUGGGCGGUUUUAAUUGCGACUCCGAUCCUUGCAUUAGCUCCUCGGUAUGCUAUCAAGGCUUUGCGCAAAGUCUACUGGCCCCGAGAUGUAGAUAUCAUUCGGGAACAGGUUACCAUAGGUAAAUUCGAUAAUCUAGAAAAGGAGAGUUCAAGCGAGGUUCUAGUAAAAUCGAGUUCUUCAGGAUCAUCACAGUCCUCUAGGCGCCGGCGACACCAGCAAUUUGCAAGUGUGGAUGAGGAUUUAAAACCCAUCUAUCCACCUUCUGUUGCAACUCAGUCUAUUGCCGGCCAUAAUUCUCGUAGCCAGAAUGGCAGCGAUGGCACUAAUUACACUAGACACGAGCCAUCGAUUGAUGUCCCUGUUGCUCAACCGGUUGAUCCGCCUGCUGAACCUCCGGUACGCCCAUCGCACGAUCGGGUUCGUCCAUCUUACGACCGUAUGCGAGCCUCGAUGGAUCGAGUUAGGCAGAGUUACGAGAUGUCCAACGAGUUUACUUCAGCUGCCAUGUUGAGCAGAUUUGAGUCGACUCGCUCCGGCGUUACGCAAUCACAGGAGGGUAAUGGGAUUGUCAGCAGAAUAAGAAACCGGACCCGGGGUAAAUCCUUUAAGUCCGCAUUUAUUCACCAUAAAGACAACCAUAUCCACGAGCAUGAAUAAAGAACACUCACGACGGCCCCCGCGACAAUUCUUGGAAGAUGGUGUGAUGUUCGGGUUUUGGCUUCUUUUAUUCCAUUCGAUGUGAUAUCCGGAGCACUAGGUGCUCAAGUACGAUCUCGGACGAACUAUUCACGAUAC
Daldinia loculata is the source of this 4878-nucleotide messenger RNA. Its product is annotated as phospholipid-translocating P-type ATPase. The transcript is spliced from 3 exons. The record is from RefSeq and is a predicted model, not a curated record. Gene Ontology annotation, molecular function: magnesium ion binding; ATPase-coupled intramembrane lipid carrier activity; ATP binding. Bases 115 to 4740 code for a protein of 1541 amino acids. Gene Ontology annotation, biological process: phospholipid translocation. Gene Ontology annotation, cellular component: plasma membrane. NCBI's taxonomy places the organism in Eukaryota, Fungi, Ascomycota, Sordariomycetes, Xylariales, Hypoxylaceae.